Molecule: messenger RNA, 1783 nt
Organism: Solea senegalensis (Senegalese sole)
Lineage: Eukaryota; Metazoa; Chordata; Actinopteri; Pleuronectiformes; Soleidae
Product: alpha-(1,3)-fucosyltransferase 7-like
Exons: 3
Coding region: 445-1545 (366 amino acids)
Cellular component (GO): membrane
Molecular function (GO): alpha-(1->3)-fucosyltransferase activity
Source: RefSeq, a predicted model, not a curated record
GUCUUUUGACAUUUGAAAAUAACCGCUUCCUUCACUUAUCCAAGCUCAUAAUUCAAAAGCAAAACUGGUGAUAUUGUAGCACAGUCCCAUACGCUGAAUGUCAUUAGGAGGAGGAGUUAGGAUAGAAUAUUUCACCACAUCCUGUGUGUUCACAUGUCACACAUCCCAUAUAAGCUCACUUGAAGGUAAAUGGCAGUGAUAGCAUCCCAUCGUAGAUGAUUUCCCCCAUGUCUUAUAUACAUAUAUAUAUAUAUAUUUAUAUACAUACAGUAUAUAUAUAUAUAUAUGUAUAUAUGUGUGUAUAUUCUGGUAAUCUCCAAAGACAUCCGGAGGAUAUCUCAGGGAAAUAUAAAUAAAAUUGCACAGGAAUAGAGUUGAGAGCAGAAAACGGGCUCUUCUUGACUGGGUGGUGGAGAGUUGUCGUCCUGGAAGUCAAAGAGUGAGAUGGAGAAGUUCAUGGAGGGGUUGAACAUCAAGAAGACUCUGCAUUCGGUGAAGAAAUACAUCGUCCUCUCCUUUCUUUGUCUUCUCCUGCUGUUUAUUUACACUGGAUACUUGAGUGGAUCCCAGGCUCUAACAACCAUGAAUCACACCAUCUUCUGGAACCGUAGCGUCAGUGGCAGCAGAAAUGUGACCAUCUUGCUGUGGUACUGGCCCUUUGGCCAUGUAACGUCCCUGCAGGGUGACGUGUGCUGGGACCUCUACCACAUCCCUCGCUGUAGACUGGUGGACCAGCACUCCAUGUUCUCAUCAGCAGAUGUGGUGGUCUUCCACAACAGAGAGCUGAUUCAGGGCAUCCAGAAGUUGCCCUUAGACCUUCCGCGGCCCCAGGGCCAGAGGUGGGCCUGGUUGUCCCUUGAGUCACCUGCUAACAACGGAAACUUGCAGCAGUAUGCAAAUAUCUUUAACAUGACCAUGACGUACAGGAGGGAUGCUGAUAUCGUUUUGCCCUACGGCAUGCUGGAACCUCAGGAGACUGAGGCACAACUGGUGGAAGAUGUCACUCAGAACAAGAGCUCUCUUGUCUGUUGGGUGGUCAGUAACUAUCAGAACCACCACAGGAGAAGCCAAGUGUACCGUGAGCUCCUACCUGUGGUUCCUGUGAAGGUUUAUGGCAAAUGGACAAACACAAAUCUCCCCAGCAGUGACCUCUUACCUGCAAUCUCACGUUGCUACUUCUAUUUGGCCUUUGAGAACUCUGUUUCCAAAGAUUAUAUCACAGAGAAGCUGUGGUGGAACGCUUAUCAAGGAGGGGCGGUACCUGUUGUCCUGGGUGCAUCAGUGAGCGACUAUAAAGCUGUGGCUCCGCCUAAUUCUUUCAUCCACGUUGAUGACUUUGCAUCCGUAAAAGAUUUGGGCAGGUACCUGGUCGAGCUGGCAAAGGACAAGAAACGCUACAGUGAAUAUUUCACCUGGAGACAGCACUGGAAAGUGAAACGGUUGGCAGAAUGGAGAGAGAGACUGUGUAAAAUCUGCGUGCACUAUGAAAGUUUACCUCAGCAUAGAGUUUACAGUAAUCUCAUGGCCUGGGUCAAUGCUAACUAACUGCUAUUGAAGCCUACCUGGAUUACUGAUCAGUGGAACCUAAAAGGGCAGGCCGUGAAAGCUCAUUAAAAAAGAAACUGUAAAUAUUUUAUGGGAUUAUGGUCAAUGAUAAUUGAUAGAGGACACAUUUAAAGUGAGAGCUUCAGAAAUACAGAUGGAACUUCUCUGCUUUAAUACUAUAUGGGCCAGAGGUGGAUAAUAACAAGGUGUAAAUUAAACCACACAUUUGCAUUCCUCA